Molecule: messenger RNA, 7257 nt
Organism: Paramuricea clavata
Lineage: Eukaryota; Metazoa; Cnidaria; Anthozoa; Malacalcyonacea; Plexauridae
Source: the annotation of a GenBank genome assembly
GGAAAAACAGUGUGAGUUCCUUGAAAUUGCAUUGUGCAUGAGUUCCUUGGAAUUGCAUUGCAUCAUUUCAUUUUACUUGAAACACUUACGAAGAACUGUUGUGUUCUUAUAUUUAGUGCAGAAUAUCAUGUUUCGUUUUUAUCUUGUGAUUUUUAUCCUCGUGCUGUUUUAUAUUGCGCCAACGUAUUCAAUAGACGGUAUGUGUACAUUUUUCAUUUUGUUUCAGUUAUAAUAUAACGGCUCGCAAUGGUAGACAGAUAAAAAUUCAGAAUUAUGUCUUGUACGGAACUGCCAUGUGGCUCAGUACAUACACGAGUUGUCAAUGUCAAUGAUUUGUCACGCACGUGUUACUGUUUGUAUGUUAAAGUAUUAUUGAAUGACACUGUAUUAUAUAUUACUGCUCAAACAGUAUGAUGAAAUUAUUAUAUCAAAAGUGAAAAUAAAGAAACACUGAUGCCGGCAUUUUAUAGAUUCAUUAUUUAUUUAUAAUAUUAAGGAUUGCAUAUGUGAGUUUUACGUAGAAGUUCGCGUAUAGUACGCGUAGUCUGGGAUUUGCACCAGCAAUUUUGCUGCAGGGAAAGAGAUUUAGCAAAUCAGUGGCUCGGAUGACUGCGAUUCAGACAAAAUUUGGCUGGGAAAUUUCAAUCCCUUUCGCAGACCUAGAAAACAUAUUUCUCUUCCUGAUAGCAACUAUCAAAACUAAAAAUUUCCUGUGUAAGUCCAAUAUAAAACUUCCUGCAUAUGUAGAUUUCAGAGAACGUAUGGAUGGUGGCGCACAUUGUGAUAAACUUCAAACUUGCACAAGACAAUCUCGACUCGCAAAACACUUUUGGAAUUCUUACAAUAAGAAAAUUAUAGAACAUUCCAGUAUAUAAGAUAACAAAAAUUUCCUGCAAGGUUCAAGAAGAUUUCCUGCGAAGACAUUUUCUUAAAGGUUUCCUUGCAGCGGUGCGGCUGGCGCUCCCGGAUAUUUUCCAACCCUGCCCAUUCGUUACUCUCAUGAAAGUUUAGGUAGGAGUAGGAAGGCUAAGCUGCAGUAAGCUACGGUUUGAAUCAACAUUAACCUUUUAAUGAAGUUUAUCCUAUCUGUAGCCUUGUACAAAGACUGGAACCAAAUUUUAAUCACAAAUUCUCAUGCUGUAAUUAAAAGUUUAUAACUUCACUUCUUUUGAUAAAUAUAGAAUGCUCUGCUAGAAUUAUAAACUGUACUUUGAAAGAUGGAAAACAUACAGUGGCCAGCACAAACACAGGUAGGAUCGUCGGAGAAAAUAAACAAUAAACGAACAAACAAAUAAACAUAAGAGACAAGAAACAACGACAAUUACAGCACCAACAACAACAAAGAUAACAACAUUUCUGGUGAGAAGAACCAUUCAAAUCCAGUUAUACCAUUACCUCAUUUUUGUGAGUCUUAAUUGUACAUAAUUAUCGUUUCCAGAUCCUCCAAGGAUGGAAUUCAAAACAACCAGCCUAAUUGUGACUUUCAAAGCAACAAUCGGCUUACACUGUAGACUGUGUCAGAGCAACCCAGCAUCCACCGUUGAAUGGUUAUUCAAUGGAAAACCGCUCAUUUUCAAAGGAGAGAGAAUGCACAUAACAUUGACUCCUUGCCAAGAAACACUGUUUUUAUUGACAACCUUACAUGAAGAUGAAGGCAACUUCACUUGCGUGGCAAGGAACAAAUUCGGUGAAGCGAAUUCGACAACAGAAGUAAAAAUUUUUGGUAAAUCUUACUACAUAUAUUCGUUAUAACCAUGGUAUAGAAAAUGAACAUUUUUCUUUUUCCAAUCAUUUAGCAAUACUAAUAAGAAUAUUUCGAUAUUCUCAGCGUGAUUGUAAUAGCAAUAAUUUAAUAAUUGGCAAUCAAAAAUUAUUUUUUGUUCUAGGCACUGGUUGUUCAAAUGAAUGCGUUUUGACUGGUGGUGGAAGACAUCAAGUUGGCAGUAAAAGAUUGGGUGAGAAACUAGCCUGAAUUGAAGUUUCCAAAAACAUCGGUUGUGGAGACAUGAAAAUCACGACGUUUCCUCAAAUGUUCGCCCAUCUUUGGAAAAAUUAUAAUUGCAACUGUGUGCGUCUGUGGUUUGUGCAUGAACUACCUAAAAAUGAAAUUUCAAACGUAGGGGUCCCGAGUGUAGGUAGUAACCUUGCAAAAAUCUACCGUGAUUUAAUUGUGCCUGAACUACAUGAAAAAUGUUUCAAACAAUUGCAGAGCUGAUGUGUUUUUAAUAAUCUUUUUCAGGCAGUUUGGACACAACAACAACAACAACAACAACAACAACAACAACAACAACAACAACAACAACAACAACAACAACAACAACAACAACAACAACAACAACAACAACAACAACAACAACAGCAACAACAACAACAACAACAACAACAACAACAGCAACAACAACAACAACAACCCAUAAUGAUAUUAUUGAUAUAGUUAUUGCCAACCUUUUCUCUUUAUUACAACUACAGGUCCACCAAAAAUGAAAUUCAAGCAGUACCAUCAAAACGCAGGGACGAACGAUAUGGUAAAGAUAUCAUGUACACUCUGUGAAAGUAAUCCACCAUCAACAUUAACAUGGUUUUUCAAUGGUAUCCAACUUGAUCUAAACAAAAAUAAAAUAUCAGUAAUUUCUGGUGGGUGCGAAGAAUCGCUGCACUUUCGAGCCUUAAAAAAUAAUGCAGGAAAUUACACAUGUAUGGCUAAAAAUCACUUUGGGGAAGCGUAUUCAACGACGAAAAUAAACUUUUAUGGUAAUGAAUGCUUGAUAUUUUUCUCCUAUUUUGUUGGUUUUGUACAUCUACACCAACCUACAAAUUGUGUUGCAUGCGGUAUAUGCUGGUCACUGAAGCGCAGUGAUCGUGCAGCACAUGGUGUCCAAGGGUUCGAAGACGAAGAGUGGGGGGGGGGGGCAGUGAGAAACCAGUAAUGUUAAUUUUUCAUUGUAGUCAGUGGACUUGUAUUUGUUGGAAAAAUAAAAUGAGAUAUGGUUUAAUUUUAAUAAGAUAUGGUUUAAUCACAUAUUUACAUUAUUUUCUAAUUAGAUAAUUCGAUAAUACCACCAAUGAUUACGGUCAAGCUGGAAGCACAAACGGAUACCAUUCGGGGGAACGCAGUUAAACUUGGUGCACGACUUAACAUUACUUGCACUGCACUUAACACGAACUGUGCGGAGUUUAUUUGGUCGUGGAAGAGGAAUGAUUACUUAAUCACACAAAAUGAAACUCAAUACAGACAGGAAAGUAGUACGAAUCCAUGUAUAAGAAAGCUAAUGAUUGAAAAAGUGAUAGCUGCUAGCACGGGAAUAUACCAAUGCAGUGCCAUGGGCUGGAGUAAGAUUUUUGCGACAGCGACUAGUAAAAACGAAAUUUCAAUAAGCACUGGUGAGUAAAACAAAAUGGAGGCACAAAAGUGCCAUAUGUUAUUCAAGAAAUGAAAUUCAAAAAAUGUCUGAAAGUAUAUUUGGUUAAUAGAUCUGCAGUGUUGAUCAACAUAAGAAAGGGUCAGUUGGUGACACAAUAGUACGGAUUCCUGCAACAUACUUUAUUUGUCUGAAUAAUUAUAAUUUCGCCUCUUUUGCAUAUAAGAAGAGUGUUUUCAGCGUGACUCUACCAAACAUCACUAGUUUUCUAGAACAGUUUAGAAAUGCUGAGCUAUCCGAUUCAUAUAAAGUGUUUUAGUUUUGGCUUCUUCUUAUAACAACACAAGAUCAUCAAGGGUAUACUUCUCACUGGACCUCUAGAUAUUCAUUUCGAGAUGGUCCUUAUCUAGCCUGGACCUUACUGGCCUUCUAAAAGAGACAGUUUAGAACUGAUAUAGCUAUCCAGUAUUAACAAACUUAAUUUAGUUUGGGUUUCUUCCUGUAUAGCAACGCUGGAAGAAUAGGGAAUGGACUUUACUGGAAUGGGACAUUUUAGACACAACUGAAAAGCUAUUCAGUAAAGAAUUAACUUAAUUGGAACUAACUACAUUUUCACAAUAUUAUUCUUUCUGCAUCUUUCCAGUUCCUUGCUUUAAAGGUUUCUACUGUCCACUGAAAGUUCACGGAGCUAAACGUUGUCCAAGCGGUACAUUUAGCAUGCAACAGGAUGCAACAAACGUCAAUCAGUGUGAGCCAUGCCCAACUAACGCUAGAAACGAAACGUUGAUGCUUCUCGAUGACAAAAAUCCAGAAGCAGCGAACAUUUUUAAGAUAAACUGUCCAUAUUACGCAGGUAUGAUGCUAGUCUAUAGAAUGGUGCUAAUGCCCGUAUUCUAAAAGCUCACUCACACUCAAUGAGUGAAGAUUCAAUCUGAGCUUCUCUUGCACGAGUGUCAAUGCUGUUUUUGAAUAGCUGGAUGAUUAGUGUCGCACCUUUGACACCUUACUAUGUGACUACUCAACCUCCAGCUAUUCAUGAUCAAAAACAGCAUUGACACUCAAAAGACAAAAUUUACUGGGGGGGGGGGCUAAGCCCCCCCCCCCACUUUUACUUCGGGGGGGGGGGGCUAAAGCCCCCCCAGCCCCCCUGUUCCGCCGCCACUGACAUCGUUCACAUUCGGAACGAUGCGAAGUUUUAAUUUCUAUAUUAGGGACAGUUCAUUAUUUAUACCAGGGGUUGGUACCGAAGAGAUAUGGGUUGGGUAAUCAGGUUUUUGACUAGCUCAUGGGUUGGGUAAAAAAAUUACCAUGCAUUGGAAAAUAUAAAGAAAAAAUGUGUACAAUACGUUCUGUACAAAAAUAGACCAUCAGUGAUUGAGGAAGGACUCCAUCAUUGAUCAGCAGAAACGUGAUUGCUUUUUCACACUCAGUGAGUUUAUGAGCUUUUAGAAUUUAAGCAACUUCAUUUCUGUAACCAUAAUCUUGUGUGUUUAAUUAUUAUGAAGUACAGCAACACAUGGGUUGGGUAAACAUUAUUUUGACCAUUGUUGAGGUUGGGUAAAUGAAAGAUUUACAGUGUUUCUCGCUUCUCUUCGGUACCAACCCCAGGUAUAAAUAAUGAACGGUCCCUCAUAUAUCAUUGUUUUAGCAGAAACGUCAGAUAAAAAAGCAGAUUUAUCCAGUGGUGAAAUAGUGGCCAUUACUUUGUCAUUUACUGUAUUGGUUAUCGUGGUUAUUCUGGCAGUAUUGUAUGGUAUGCGGAACUGUGCAGAGGAUUACAAAAACUGUUCAGACGAUACUACCAUGUUAUGAAAAGAUGACUGCCAUCUUUGAAUUGCCCGAGACCUUUUCAGCAAUUUUGAGCAUCUCAAAAGAACUCAUGAGGAAUGAAAUUUUAAACAAACAAGGCCAAAAAAAUAUAUGUGGGUUUCCGGUUUCUUCUUAUAAAAACUUAGGUAGGGUAGGUCGGUUUUAACUUUUUUUUAAACUUUUUUUUUUAAUUUCCUAACAACCGGACGCCAUUUUGUUUAGUCAGUGCUUCCACAUCCAAAGAUAAAUUUCCCUAAUAUUGCCUCAAAUUUCAAUUUUCCACAAACUUUUUUUGAUCAAAGCAUGAUCCACUAAAAAAGUUUAGGGUCGGGAUUUCGACGUCCAAAAGCUAGGUAGGGUCGGGAAACCGGAAACCCACAUAUUUUUUUUUGGCCCAACACUCUUAAUUUACUCACUUUAGAUCAUGUACAGUGUGUAUAAAAAAACUGAACCCUUUCAAAUCCAAAUUAGCUAUAACGUAUAUUGUAGUAAUUUGACAGCUCUGAUUGCUUUGAAUCAAUGGUUGAGUAAGAACACAAGGUCUUGUACUCACGGGACAAAACUCGAAGAAACAAAAAUUAGAAAAUUUAAAAGAAAUACUGUAUUUCUUUUAAAUUAUCUAAUUUUUAUUUCUUUGAGUUUUAGCUAUCCAGUAUUAACAAACUUAAUUUAGUUUUGGUUUCCUCCUGUAUAGCAACGCUGGAAGAAUAGGGAAUGGACUUUACUGGAAUAGGACCAUUUCAGACACAACUGAUGCUAUUCAGUAAAGAAUUAUUAUUCUUUCAAUAUUAUUCUUUCUGCAUCUUUUCAGUAAGUUCCUUGCUUUAAAGGUUUCUACUGUCCACUGAAAGUUCACGGAGCUAAACGUUGUCCAAACGGUACAUUUAGCAUGCAACAGGAUGCAACAAACGUCAAUCAGUGUGAGCCAUGCCCAACUAACGCUAGAAUUUAUUAACAAAAGUUCUAUUAAAUUUCUUUUCAUAAACAUGCACAACUAAUUAAUUAUUUUUAUUCAGUUUUAUAAUUCAGUUUUUAUGUUUUCGGGCCUCGUUGAGUUUAAAAUUAUAGCAAUUAUCUAAAUUAUUUUCUGAAAAGAUACUCAGAUACAUCAUUACAUGUAUUGCUGCAAUGCCAAAUACACGAUUCAAUUAAAUAAUAUAUUAAUAAUAUACAUGCUACUUCAGCAAUACGUCCACGAUAGCUCACGAACUAGUGUUGUUGAUAGCAGAUUUAAGAAAUGUUCUUAGCUCCUUCAGUUCAUCCAAAUUCUGAUUAAACUUGGCAACUUUCCUGUCAUACCACUCUCGUGUUUUCUUAAGCACAGCAAAUGCUUUUGUUCCUUUACCAGGAAUGGAAACCCAAACACUGUACUCACGACGAUCAACAUUGACAUCAGUCGCUGGCCAGGGUCUUUUGAAAUAUUUGAACAUAAAACCUCUCACUUCGUCCUCACUUGUAAAAAUAUCAUAUUUCAUUGUUCGAGUUGGACCUCUCAAGAAAGCUUGUACGCUAGGAUGGCCAUCUAUUAUGGCUUCUUCUUGCUCCCAACUGAAUGGUUUGACUUUCAUCUUCUCAAUCUUUUCCAACUGUUCAAUUCUACACUUCAACAAUUGGAUCCAAAACCCGUUGUCACCCAAUUCGUGACUCAUUAAGCUUUUGACCAGCUCUUGCAAAAUACAACUGCCUUCGGAAUGGCGAAUGUAAUCACAAACCCCGUCAGUGAAUAUCUGGAGUAACUCUUGGUCACCGAUAUGAAACAACAAAAUUGCAAUCUUUUCAGCUCGUGUAUUUUCGGUUGUUUGAUAUAUCUCCGUAUCUUCAAGUUGGUUUGUUUGAGCAUCAGUUCCAAAUUUCUCUACUAAGCACGUUAAAAUGGACCUGAAACGUACAUCUCCUUCAACGAAACGCUCAUCAUUUUUCAUUUCUUUAAGAUACUUCAUAAGAAACUCAGCCCACCUCCCAUGUUGCGAAACUGGACUCAAAUCGAACAACGUCUUAACUGCUUCAGAUAAAGACGGCCAGCCAAGAUCAACUACUAGUUUAACAAGUGGUUGAAUCAUAGAAUCAUCAAGGCAAUACGGUUCUCUCU